Megachile rotundata (alfalfa leafcutting bee) is the source of this 5391-nucleotide messenger RNA. RefSeq lists its product as uncharacterized. Gene Ontology annotation, biological process: transmembrane transport; monocarboxylic acid transport. NCBI's taxonomy places the organism in Eukaryota, Metazoa, Arthropoda, Insecta, Hymenoptera, Megachilidae. Gene Ontology annotation, molecular function: monocarboxylic acid transmembrane transporter activity. The record is from RefSeq and is a predicted model, not a curated record.
GGAAACGUAAUAUUUUAUUUUGCUUUUAAUAAGAAUUUUUUAUUUGCAGCUUCUGAGUUAUUUAAUUGACAUUGCAUGCUUCGCUUGUUUUAGCAUACGGCUAGUUAAUUUGAUCGCUCGACCGUUUGAUCGCAAAUAUAGUACACCUUUAUUUUUCUCUAUCGAUUUCUUUUCUUUGCUCACGCCGUUCAGUGUCGCAUGCACAUUCUUACACCCAAACACGCAUGCACGCCUUAUAAGUCAUCCUAUAUUACCUUAAUGGAGAAGAACGAAGAGGAAGCGUGCAUGCUGAGGUCAGCGACGUUUAGUGACCCACCCAAGAUCGGCUGGGAAGUCCUUAUGGUAGCUGAAGGGCGCGGCCGAUCAUUCCCGAGCGAGAUCCAAGGGCUGAAGGGCUGGCCCCGUCGUUGGAUCCACUCGGCUAUUACUUACAUUUAGAAUAAGAAUGACCGACAGAAACGAGAACUUCCUAUGCGAAACAGAGGCUGAAUCAAGCGUACAACCUAUUACGUACAAACCCGUGUGCAAUUGGAAUAACAAUAACGACAUUCAAGGUAACGGUUCAAGAAACUUCAUCAGGCGAGAUGGACUGAGCGUUAAGGAUUCGAACUACUGCCAACGACCGAACAAUCACUAUAAUCAAACAAAUUUGAACGGUCGUCAUCCGAAACGAGCACCCAUCGUCGGCUGGCAAAAUGGCAGUCCGACCGUGUUUCCGAGUACGCCUUGCGGCACUCCCGACCCGGACACCCUGGAAACGAUCGACUUAUCCCGUUCCCAAAGCGUCCUCUCCACCAAGAGUUCCGGGAUCUGCCAGGACUCCGGGAACACCGAGGACCUCAGCAGUUUGGCCGACGAGAGGUUGCUGCAGUCCACGCCGGCUCGCACCAUCGACAGAAGCGUGGAGUCUCUAUCUCCCGAUAAGGACACCUUCCUAACUCUAUCACCAGAAAUCGACAGAAGCAAGGACCUAAGUCUGGCCGAUGAUCUGGAGGACAAGAUCGAUCUGCUAAGCCCCGGAACCGACUGCACCGAGGAUAGAGUGCCGCCUACCCCCAUCGAGAACAGCUACCUGAGCUCGCCUAACCUCACGAUAGGACCCAGUCCUACCAACAAGAAUGAAUUAGUACCUACCUCCAGUUUCGGGCAUCCGUUCCAGAGACUCGGAGAAAACGAUCACAAGGUUUACCCCGAGACCAGAACGAUAAUCACCUCCAAUCCCGGCUUCAGGGAAGACGACACCCGCGACUCUAUCGACUCCGACAGCGUCCUGGAUUUGGAAGGCGAAUCCAGAGAUAAGAUCCUUCCGGGUAAACCUAAAGUACCGGACGGCGGUUGGGGCUGGGUAGUCGUGCUGGCUUCCUUGAUCAUCUCCAUGAUAGCCGAUGGAGUGUCCUUCAGCUUCGGGUUGCUGUACAUCGAAUUCCUUCAGGAGUUCGGUGCGUCCAAGUCGAAGACUGCUUGGAUAGGGUCGUUGUUUAUGGCCGUACCCCUUCUGUCGGGUCCCAUUAUGUCCGCUCUGGUCGAUCGUUACGGAUGCAGGGCGAUGACCAUCCUGGGCGGUCUGAUCUCAGGGCUGGGCUUCGUGCUGAGCUGCUUCAGCAACACCAUCGAGGUAAUGUACUUAACUUUUGGAGUGAUUGCGGGUCUCGGUCUGGGUCUGUGCUACGUCACUGCGGUCGUGAGCAUCGCGUACUGGUUCGACAAGAAGCGAACGCUAGCUGUAGGUCUCGGUGCAUGCGGCACCGGUAUCGGUACUUUCGUUUACGCCCCCAUGACCACGUUCUUCAUCGAGGAGUACGGAUGGCGGGGCACUUGCUUGCUCUUAGCGGGUACCUUUUUCAACAUGAUUGUUUGCGGUACGGUGAUGCGCGAUCCUGAGUGGUGGAUCAUCGAGCAGCAGAAGCAGAACGGGACCACUCCGAAGAAGUCGACCACCAAGUCCGAGUGCGAGAGAUCCAUCGCGAGCCCCGUUGACGAGUUCCCGGGAGUCGAGGAGCUUAGGAGAAUGCUGAAGAGCGGACACACGCCGGAGUAUUUGUUACAGAUUCUUAGCACCACCACGGAUGAUCCACAUUCGAGUAAUGGGGAUGUUAAGUUCAGGAGCGUCGUCAAUUUGCCUACUUUUGUGAAGCACAACGAGAAGGUGCCUGUGGAGGUAUUAGAACAGCUGGCUACGAAUCCGAGGCUCUGCAAGGUCAUUCUGGAGAACUAUCCUAAUCUUCUAUCCUGUAGAAGUUAUUCGGAUAAGAAGUUGCAGGAUUCCGUUGGAGAAGUCGGCAACAAGAGUGUCGUUACGAUGUCUAUGAGGAUCAAGCAAGCCACCGAUGGACCAAAGAGUGAAGAUACACAUGUGACGAAUAAUGUUCAUCCUGGGUCCACAUGCAAUUCCAUUAAAAAUCAUAUAACUAAAAAGAUGUCCAAAAAGGAGUCUGAAGAAGCAAAUCCUCUGCUGACGAAAGAACAGGAACAUACAACAGCCGACAGUCGAAAAGUGAAGCCAGCAUCCAAAGGCUUUGGAGAACUAAACUGUGGUGUUGUCAGAACAGAUUCGCUUCCAUGGCUGAGAAGGCAAUUCAAUACGAAUACUCACUACUUCAAGGAUAUAAGAGUCCACAGAAAUUCGGUCAUGUAUCGUGGUGCUGCUCUCAAUUUGCACAAGUACAGAUUAAGGGCUAGUAGCUGUCCCGACAUUUAUAGAAACAGUAUGACCACAUUGGCAAAAGAAAAUGAAGAGAAAUGGUACAGUGAGUUAGUGGAUUUAUUAAAGGGUAUGAUGGAUUUUUCAAUGUUCCUGGAACUACACUUUUUAUUGCUCUCGCUAUCAACGAUCUUGUUGUUUACUUGGUUUAUUGUGCCUUACUUUUACCUCGCCGAGCACCUCACCAGAAACAGUUACACGGAAACUGACGCUGCAAAUCUUCUCAGCAUAAUCGGCAUCACUAACACAAUUGGAAUGAUUGGUCUUGGUUGGGCCGGCGAUCAACCUUGGAUGAACGUUAGUAAAACUUACACGUGGUGCUUGGUUGCUUGCGGUAUAGCAACAGUCUUAAUGUCAAUAUUAACACCUUACUACAACCUGUUGAUGAUUACCUCGGCAGCAUUCGGCCUAUUUUUUGCCAGUAAUUUUAGCUUCACUCCUGUUAUACUCGUAGAAUUAAUACCUCUCGAAAGAUUCACCACUGCCUAUGGUCUUAGUCUUUUGUGUCAAGGUAUAGGAAACCUUCUUGGUCCACCGUUAGCUGGGUGGUUGUUCGAUGUGACGGAUUCGUGGGAUUUGUCCUUUCACAUGGCUGGAGGUUGGAUCAUUGUUUCUGGACUUCUUGUAGGACUUGUUCCUUAUACGAAAAAUAGGAAGAUUUGGGGCGAAGGUCCUAUUGAGAUGGAACGCGAGAAAGUUUGCUUAGCUUAAAUUUUUUGGUGAAGCGUUAGGUUGGGUAUCGGUGAUAGAUGAAAAAAUGGAGACUUGGGUACUGAUGGGUUACUUAAUUAAUUUGGAAAUUUAAGAGUUUAGACUUUAGCUCGCGUGAGGACAGUAGUGUCUAAAUUUGAAAGUUGGAGAGUUAGGAAAUUUCAUCAUUGGAGAUUUCUUAUAUUUAUGUAUUUCUGUGCUUUAUAUUUCUUUCUAAAUUACUAAAUCUUAUUAUUACAGAAAUAAUUUGUUCUGUUGCCAUGUCUUCUGUUCUUAGAAACCUAACCAAAAACUAAUUGGUAAAUAUUUAUAUUUAAUAUAUAUAUUGAAUACAGAACAAAAAGCAAAAUCUCUGAAGGGAGAUAGGAAAUGGUAGAAAUCUUUUAAAAUAUGUUUGAAAAAUGUUUCUCUCUUUGUCAUUAAAGUACUAACAUUAAAGUUUUAAAAACUCUCAUAAUUUAUAUCUCAAUAUUUUACCACCAAAUUGUUUUCUUCCUCACAACAUUUAAUGAAUAAAAACUCAUGAGAUAUUGAGCUAUGCUACCCACCUAACGCUCAGCACCCAAAAUUUAAAUAAAAUUUUCUCUCAAAUACAAAAUGAAGAAUUUCAAUUCUUUUUCGCGAUCCCUAAAUUCUAAUUUUAAAAAAGAAAUGUUAUGAAAGUUACCCGUUAUUUCUGGUCGUAACAAAUUUGUUUGUAAAAAGUAGAUGAUAAAAUUGUUAAUCGAUUUAUUUUUGUUUUCUUGUUAUUGUUAUAAAAACGAACAGAAAGUACGAGAAUUAGGAUUAAGAUGUUUUGUCGUCUUCGUUAUUUGUUUGUUAAUUAUUAAUUGCUCAUACUUGGGAAGAAAUAUUCUAGCUUCAACGAUUAUGUUCUUUCCAAUUAUACAGAGAUUAUAUAGCUAUAUUUUUGUGUACAGUGAUAAUAGUAGCAUUUAUAAAACGACAUUUGUAAUAACAAAUGUAAUAUACAGUCAAUGUAUAUUUGUUUAUAGCGUAAUUUAGUUAGGUUAUGUUGUUCCUUGUGCUUUGAAGAUAAAAAAGAAUACAGGAAUUGGUUUAUGUUAAAAAAUUAUUUGAUUACAAAGAGUUAUUAUCGAGCAUGAUUGAAAAAUAACUGAAUGACUUCUGUACUCUAAAAAGACUCAGUUAACAACGGAAUCAUAAUAAUGGAGCUAUUAUAAAAAUGAAAAUAAUUCUAAUCAUUUAGAAGUCUUACAUGUUAUUAUGAUUUUUCAUUUUUAUAAAACAGUCAUUACGGUUUUAUUAUAAAAUAAAAUUCUUUUCAAAUAUGCUCUAUUUUUCGAUUAAUAUGCACGACAAGUAUUAAAUAGGACAAAAGAUAUAUCUUCUAUGAAUUUUAUUCAGAUAAUAUAUUUUCUUUGAAACAAAGAAUUGUGUAAACGAAUUUCUUUCUCGAAAGUUAUUUUGAUGACGAAAAUAUUUACCAUGAAAUGAGAAGUAGCUAGUUUGAUAAUUAUUCAACGAAUUAUAUAUGUAUAACAUAUAUACACUUAUAUUUGACCAGUUGUCAACGAUAAAAAUUGCAUACGUAUUCGUAGAUUAUUCGUGAAAUUAACAAGCGUUAAAAACGAUCGAAUUUGUGCAAUUCGUAAACGUGUUAAUCGAGACAAGGAUUUGUCAAGUGUCUAGAAUUUGAUACAGUUCUAAAGUUUUGCCUUAUAACGUCCAAUAUAAAUAACAGAUCGAAAAAUCAAAAGUCUGUCAUGAUAAUGAAAAUGAUGCACGAUAAUUUUUGCAUCGUUGUAACGAAACGUCCCAGCUGUGAUCGUAUCGUUUUCAGGAAGUAAAAUGUAGAGAAAUGUCGAAAUUAGCACGUGUAUCUUGGUAAUAAGUAGAUAGUGACCGUUCGAUAAAUGCGUGCGUACGGGGCUUUGAACCAGUUCCUUCUUGGAACUGGAAAAUUUCUUAAAUUGAAACUUAUAAUUAUUCAAAUUACUAAACUUCAAAUUUCUGUA